Messenger RNA from Capsicum annuum, 1221 nucleotides. RefSeq lists its product as uncharacterized. Lineage: Eukaryota; Viridiplantae; Streptophyta; Magnoliopsida; Solanales; Solanaceae. The coding region runs from base 484 to 855 and encodes 123 amino acids. The transcript has 2 exons. The record is from RefSeq and is a predicted model, not a curated record.
UGACAAGUUAUUGAGUAGAAAGUGGCAGAAGAAACAUGAGAAAAACAAGAGCUAUACAAAGAAGAAGAAUAAACAAGAAACCAGUUCCUCUGUCUAUUGAUCAAAGAGGGUAAUACAUGCAUGAAUUUAACUGUUUGGUUUUUAUUCUAGUAUUGGUUGUUGCAGCACGUACAUAUGUAGUCAUAAAAUAGGGUCCCAUUCUCAUUCUGUUAUGCAUCUGAAGCAACUUAUUCAGUUGUCUGUAAAGAAUAAUGGAGCCUACUAAAGCACAAAAACUGACUCUUUCCAAGAAUGGAAAAUUGGCCAGCAGUUCGGAUGAGGAUGAAGUAAUACCUCUUAACCAAAUCUAGUAUAUUUUGGCUAGUGAUGUAAGUAACUCUGCUGCUAUUGGUGAAUCGGCAAAGGUUGUUGCAACUUCAAGUAAGAAUGAUCAUGAUUCUAGCUCUGAGGAAGGCGUACCUGUAGCCAAGAAACCACCUGUUAAUGGCUUUGCUGCAGUUCUUAAGAGAAAUGUGUCAAGUGAUGGAUCUUGUUAUGACUAUGAUCGCAUCUCUGCGGAGGAGAAUGUUGUUGUUAAGAAAGUGCCUGCCUAGCUACGAGUCAAGCGAUGGAUCUAGUUCUGAGGAUGGUAACACUUCUUAUUCGGAGGAUGUUGUUGUUAAUAAGGCGCCUUCUUCUUCCUCUGCAAAGGAAGACUCUUGCGAUGAGUCAGGUGAUGGAACUAGUUCUGAGGAUGGUGGCACCUCCGGGGAGGAGGAUGUUGUUGCUAAGAAAGCGCCUGCUGCUGCCUCUCAAAAGGAAGAAUCGAGUGACAAGUCCAGUGAUGCUGAUGAUGCAAGGGCAUAUGUUACGUGAUAUAUGCAAAUGUUGUCCCUUUACCACUGAGUUGAUGAAAUAGAUGCUAUCUUGAUGUAUAUAUUUUAAUAGUGUUACUCGAUGCUAUAAUUGAAUUUUGCUUUGACAAGAACCGGUUGCUGCUUAACCAACAAAAGUGAAAAGGACUAGUGAUAGCUUUGAAGAAAUGGACUCUGAUGAAGAUGGUUCUGAUGCAGACAAGGAAAACACUGUUGUUGUAUCUAAAUAGAAGAUAGAGUCCAGCGGCGACAGCUGUGAUGAAGAGGUAGGCCGACAGCUGUGAUGAAGAGGUAGGCUGGAAAAAUCUCCAUCUCCUACUUCUAAUUGUUUUUGUACUUUGACAAGUCUCCAUCAUUUUCCUUUUAA